Ipomoea nil (Japanese morning glory) is the source of this 2054-nucleotide messenger RNA. Its product is annotated as poly(A)-specific ribonuclease PARN-like. Gene Ontology annotation, molecular function: RNA binding; 3'-5'-RNA exonuclease activity. Lineage: Eukaryota; Viridiplantae; Streptophyta; Magnoliopsida; Solanales; Convolvulaceae. The transcript has 8 exons. Bases 94 to 1971 code for a protein of 625 amino acids. Gene Ontology annotation, cellular component: cytoplasm. The record is from RefSeq and is a predicted model, not a curated record.
ACCACGAACCGCUGCGAGGGAGCCAAAACUAGCCGCCAGCUCUUCCCUUUCGUCUCCGCUCUGAACUGCAGCUCUGUUUCGAUUCUGUGUUCAAUGUUACAGAGACGCUUAUUUUGCACUGCUAUUUCCGAAACAGCUUUCCGGCCAAACUCCGGCGGUAGCAACUACGGCAAAUGGGGCAUCAAACAAGUUACCAAGUCCAACUUCUCCGAGGCACUGAACGAUAUCGAGACCCGCAUAACCGAGUCCGAUUUCAUCGCCGUGUCGUUACAGACGACCGGCGCUUACUCUUCCCCUUGGCAACGGCUGCUCCCCUUCGACACCGCCGAAAUCGCUUAUCUCAAAGCUAAGCGCGCUGCCGAACGGUACCAGAUUCUUCAAUUCGCCGUUUGCCCUUUCUCUCUCAGGGAGUCCAAACUCAUUGCUUCCCCAUACAAUUUUCAUUUGUUCCCAAGGGAUGAGCUGAAAACAGGGAUGCCUUCUUACAGUUUUUCGUGCCAAUCAUCGUAUUUGAUCUCUAUUGCUCGAGAAGGUUUCGACUUUAAUGCUUGCAUAAAUGAUGGCAUAUCAUACUUAUCCAGAGCACAAGAACUAGCUGCAAAAGACUGUAUUAGGAGUCCAUCAGCUGGCAGCUGUACAGUUCCAUCUCCAGCAUCCCGAUCAGUUGCUGAUUCUAUAUUUAUAAACAGGAUCAAAUCCCGAGUUAAACAUUGGAGAAAUGCUUGCACUGAUCAAAGCAAGAAAACUGAAGAUGUUUUAAUAAGUUCCUUGAGGAAAAUGAUCUCAGCAACCGAAGUACAUGGUUCUAGGCCUUGCCUGAACAUAGAUAUCUGCAGUGAACAGCAAGUGCAGCUUGUGCUAGAGUCACUGAAGAAGUUUGUUGAUGUUGUACCUCUAUUAAUUCCAGCAAAUGGAGGUGGGACUCAGAUAGUCCGGGUUGUUUUGACAAGUUCCCAAGAAGACAAGAAGCUCCUUGAGAAGGAACUUCAAGAAAUGGAAAAUAAGCAUAAUAAGUGUGUUCGUGGCUUUCGAGAGGUGGUUGAUCUGAUUUCCUGUUCUCAGAAACCUGUGGUUGCCCACAACUCACUAAAUGAUUUUACAUCUAUUCAUUCCAAAUUCCUAGCUCCACUACCAUCAACCCUGGAUGAAUUUAGACACUCAUUGGGUCGUGUCUUCCCUCACAUACUUGAUGUGAAACAUCUUAUGAAGGAACUUGGCUCUCAGAAGAAUUUGAAUAAUAUUUAUGUGGCUACAUCUUACCUAAAUAGCAGGUUCUUUGCCCCAGUAGAUGUGGAGCUUCCCCACCAAGCUAUAUCAACCAAGGCAGACAGUGUCAAGAGUCAUGGCCAUAAUGUUUUAAAGAUAAGCGAGUUGUUUGCCAAGGUGUGCUCCAUUUUGAAAGUUGAUCCAAAAGCUCCUGAAGCCAUUGAGCACUGUGGCCAAUUGCCUCCAGCUCUAGAACGCUAUGCAAAUAUUUUUGAUCCUUGCUCAACCAGUUAUCAGGAUCCUCCUAUCAAUGAAGAAGAUGUCAGAGUUCGGGCAAAAAGCUGUAAAAGAGUUAGCAGUAAAAAUGUGGUCUUCCUGUGGGGGUUCCAGAGUGGGAUUUCCACUGGACAGGUGAAAAGCCUUGUAUAUGGUAAACACGAAGUCUUCUCGAGUGAAUUUGACAUUCGAUUGGUGGAUGAGAGUUGUGCAGUACUUGUUUUUUCGAGUCCUGGUUUGUCUGAAGUUCUCUUGGAGGCAUUGGAUUCUGGUUCUUUGGAAGAGAUGGUCUCUGAAGGCAUUAGAGCUGCUAGUUAUGAUGCAUAUGUAAAAGUGUGCAAGUUAGGGUUAUGGAAAGCAAACCUGGCUGAUUCUUUAGAACUGGCUUUGGAAGAAGAAUCUGAAUGUCUUUCAGAAGCUCACACUGCAAAGGAUCUCUCAGUGAUACAUUGGAAUAGUGAUGAAAUGAUCAGUCUAGAUGACCUGUAAACCUUCGCUUUAUAUUUUUUCAACAUCUGUAUUUGCAAGUGCCAUUUAAAUAUUUAAUCCUUUUCCCUACCAUAUUUGCUUCU